UUCCACGCCAAUUUCUCGACACUUUUUCAAUGACUUAGCUGCCACUCUUUCCAGCUCCAGCUCGGGUCGCCGUCCAUCUGCGGUGUAUUGAUGCAUGGCUCGCUGCCUCUGGUGAGGUUAAUCAAUGGCUUCUCGCAGCCCUCACCUAGUCGGAUUCCUCACUUGACCCUUCACAUUCUUCGUCGAGGCACCCCAUCCUCGGCGCAUUGGGAUGUAGGACUAUGUUUUCCCAAUGCUCGUUACCUACGUCGUUUCCAACGUCCAUCCUCCACCAAUGUCUCCUUUUCUCCCUUCAUAUUGCCGAACCAAACGACCCUGCUGGACGAACACGAUGACCUUCCGCCGAUAGAAUAUGGGGUUCAAGAGGUGCCGGCAGCUGAUUCCACUCGUGGAGCCAGGAAACUGGUGUCUAUGCAGGCCUUGUUGGAAGAAAACAAUCCCGACCGGAUACUGUUGGGACUGGUGACCCCUCAGAUCGGGGACGAUUUCAUCGAGAAUGCGGACGACCAGACCUUCGCACGUGCCAUAUGCGCAUUGGACCCCGAACAUUUCAUUGUGCCUUAUGGGAAGCUAUUCCGCUACUUGAAGCCGAGUCUAGAGACUCAGCCGAAGUUUCGGAUAGUCAGAUCAUUGGAAGAGCGUGUGGCUACAUUUAUCAACAUCCUCGAUUCCCUCGUCACUCAACGACAAAAACAUGGCCAUUCCCUGGGCCUCGACAUCUAUCGCCAUCUGCUACGGUGCACCGCGGCAGCUGGGGUGGGAUCAUUUGCUAGAAAUGUUUUCCGCAAAGCCAUGAGAGAGGACGAUAUUGAACCUGACCUGGAUUGUUAUAAUUACUUUAUGGAGGCUCUCACUUGGAACGAAGCAUAUAACAGACACGAAAGAUAUCGAUUGCGGAUAGUCCGGCAUAACAUGUUUCGUCGGUCUUUGGAGACCAGACCGCUCGGAUUCUUUGGUCAUGGAGUCGCCUCUCCCAAAAAUCCCAAAAAUGAACAAUCCAUCAGGCUUGAAACACUGGGUAUCUUCAACGAGCUCGUCAAUCAGGGCUUGAACGGCAAUGAAGCAACCUUCUGCAAUCUCAUGGUCGCGAUGGGCCGUGAAGGAGACCUAGGCAGCGUCAAGAGCGUCCUCAAAUCAGCUUGGAACAUAGAUGUCGAUGCUCUGGACAAAUACGACGAGGAGGAAUUGGAGAGUCCGACAUUUUAUGAAGAGGGCUCACCCCUUCGGCCUUCUGCACGGCUGUUAUUUACGGUAGUCCAUGUUUUCGGCACGAACAAUGAAGUUGCAUUGGGAGGCAUGCUUCUCGACUACAUCUCGCGCAACUACAAUCUGGAAAUCCCGGAAUAUAUCUGGACUCAUUUACUGGAGUGGACUUUUGUACUUUCGAUCCAGCACAGCAAGGCGAGGAUCGAGAGAGGACACGGCGAAGGUCGCAUUGCACGAAGAGCAGUCGAGUCGGUCUAUCACGUCUUUCAUAACGAACCAUACAAUGUCCAACCGAAAAUCGAGGAUUUGAUCUUUCGGGUUAAGGCUCGAUCUGAAGCGAGGAAGCUCUAUAAGGCCGUCGAAGAUCUCCGGCAGUGUAUGGUCCUGCUCGAGGAAGAACGAACCCGCCUCUCCGAAAUGCAUGACCAAAUCCGACAGCUUCUUGAAGACGCAGAUUAUCAUUAUAUCUUCUAUGAUGGCUUGCCUUCCCCAGCAUUCCUUGAUCUAAAGCACAAAUAUGUGCUUGCUUCCCUUCAACUGGAGUGUCACAUUCAACUCAUAUCUAUUGCCGUGCGCAACACCAUCAAACGUAAAGACUGGACGUCUCAUGAUGAAGGCACAGACUGGCCAUACCGAGGUAUUCCUAAUAUCAUCGCAGAGUGGACAGAUUGGCUGCCUAAUAUCAUCCCCUAUUACACGCCCACCGGUCACGUGUGUAUUUGGGGAAGGGAGUCGAGGCACGCCGCCAUUCAGAGUGCGAAUUCCCUCCAGACGACAAGGACAGGCACAAUGCGUAUGCUCCUCGACUCUUAUUCACCAACUCGUCUCCGGCAUGCAGCAGGGUUCAUUCAUCGCGGGCCCACGGGCAACGCGCUGACUAAAUUUCAAGACGAAGUCCGCAGUGAUUCCUCGGGACGCCUGAGUGAUUGGGUACUCCGGUUCGAGGCCGCUGUCCGUCAAGAGAGGUUGAACGAUCGCCAGGUCGUGGGCGCGCAGGUACCCGGGCCGGAUCAUCACAGCGAAGAUUGGAGGCCUUGGGGUGGAAUUCCGGGGAAGGGGAAGACAGAGCGUGGGCGUCGGAAAAAGGCACCGGCGACAAGGGAUGAGGAGCGUGAUGAGGACGAACACGAAGAAGGGGAAAAGCAGAAGGCGUGACACGAUGCCAGAUUUUUGGAUUGGCUGGGGUGUGAUACAGGACGUGUAACAAGUGUAACAUCAUCCAUCAUGUGCGUACAUAUCGCAACAACUCCCUAUGUAGGAACGCGGUAGGUUUAGGUUCUCGCAAAAGACAACCAUUGCCCUCGUCAGGAUGCUCCCUCUCAAUCUCUCAAGCAGAAAAGCCAAAUUGGAUAUCAUGAACAAGC
Messenger RNA from Cladophialophora immunda, 2570 nucleotides. RefSeq lists its product as uncharacterized. The record is from RefSeq and is a predicted model, not a curated record. Lineage: Eukaryota; Fungi; Ascomycota; Eurotiomycetes; Chaetothyriales; Herpotrichiellaceae. The coding region runs from base 91 to 2361 and encodes 756 amino acids. Gene Ontology annotation, molecular function: protein binding. The transcript has a single exon.